AUGAUGCGCAAAAGGGCACGCAAUGGAUAUGAUGGUGACAGGGAAAAUAGAAGUGCAUUGAAUAAGAAAGCGAAGAGGCACCCAGCUCUAACGCAGGACAGUUAUGAUUUGUGGAAGAAUCUGGAUAGGAUACGAAAGCUACAUAAAAAUUCAGAUAAAGUGCUGAAGAGGAGUGUAGUGCUGAUACCGUUAAGCUGUGAGACAAAUAACACCAUAGUGCAAUGCAUUCAACAUUUAUUGAGAUAUGUGGAUCAAGAAAGACUGCAUUUCAAAACGGUAAGUGGCCAAUUGUAUACACAUGUUGUCAUAUUAAGAAAUUUUAGUGUUUUGGAUUUCUGUCUCGUUGUCCCAGUUCUACUAUCAGCAGUGAAAAGGUUGAACAGUAAAACUUCAGAUUAUUUCAAGUUCGACAGUCAUAUAUUCUGCAAUGGUACUUUCUUUGUACCAGAUAAUACAGUGAUAUCUAUUGACAGAACUACUCUACAAUUAAAGGAGACGGCACUGAGACUGAUACCCGGAUUUAAGGAACUAAAUUGUACACCGACUGAAUCUAAUAAUAUACAGGAUAUGAUAAAUACACUGGCAAACUUUAUAUCUAAAGUGAAAUUUGGAAAGAACAAGGAUGACAUAUAUGCAACAUUUAAGAGAGAGUUGGCUUUGUUUUCAAAAAGAACAAGAUUUGGACUAGGUGAGGUGUCGAUGUUAGAGAAGGGAAUGCUAAUUGAUUCCCAGGCUGUAAUAGAUAAAAAUCUACCACUUGUACAGAACACUAAGGCAAAGCUUCAAACUUAUGUACAAACACUACUAGAUGAAAACGAGGAUAAGAUAACCACCGAAGUUCAGACAACAGCAGCCAAGAGUUCUGAUGCCAUCAGUAGUACCAACGGAAAUAAUAACGUAGCCUCAAAACCCAUCCAAUCAAGGUUUCAAAACAACCAAUCACACAAUGUACCAUCAAGCAGAUAUAGCCAUCAAGCUACUAGCACUGCAAUCAGAAAACCAUACACCGCAAAGGAGGCAAGUCCCUUACCAACACAAUCUAGAGCAUCGCCUGGAAGACCCAGAUUCAUGACAAUUGAAGAGAUCAGAGGUAGAUGUAUUGCCACUGUGAGAGCGUCAAUAGAUUCUGUGAAGAAAAUAUCUGCAUACCAAAUAGUAAAAGUGUAUGUUAAGUUUCCAAAAAAGGACUCGGACACAUUGUUCAGUAACCUUGACGAGUUAAGAAACAAGUCUAACUGUAACAUCGUUGUACUGCAUUAUAACAAUGAGCAUGAAUCGAAGCAAUGGCUUGAUGGCCUAGACUUGACAAGAUACAUAAGGGGCCAAGAUGAACCUAAUGCAAGCACUGUGAGGAUACUCAGCAUCGGGGGUGUAGCAGAAUAUAUCGUCACUGCUCUGGAAGGUAUUUUGGCACUAUUGCAAGAGCAAACGUAA
This is a messenger RNA of Nakaseomyces glabratus, 1434 nucleotides long. It is a transcript of the gene SNU56, whose product is annotated as Snu56p. Gene Ontology annotation, molecular function: mRNA binding. Lineage: Eukaryota; Fungi; Ascomycota; Saccharomycetes; Saccharomycetales; Saccharomycetaceae. The record is from RefSeq and is a predicted model, not a curated record. Gene Ontology annotation, biological process: mRNA splicing, via spliceosome.